AUGUUAAAGUUUAACAAAAUUUUCGUCUUUGUUUUAACCCUUUUUGCGGUUUAAUGCGUCUAAUAUGAUAAAGCUGAGUCACUGAAUUAUUUGUUCUAUUAGAAGGCUUCAUAUUGUCCUAGAAAUAAUAUCACUAAUUGGGAGUGUGGUAACAUUUGCAAAUUUCACUCCAGUAUGAAAGAUAUACUUGUAUAUUACAACGAUACACAUGCUGCACAAGGUUACUUAGGAUUUGACAGAGGGUAAAUUGUAAUAACUUUUAGAGGUUCAACAAGAACAUUGACAAAUUGGAUUUAUAAUUUCGACGUGAAAAAAACACCUUACUAAAAAUGCUAAAACUGUUCUGUUCACUCAGGAUUUUUAAAAACUUACAUUGAUAUCAAGAAAUAGCUUCUCUAAAAUUUAGAUAAUUUGAUUUCUAAAUACCCUGCAGCACCCAUUAUUAUUUCUGGUCAUUCUCUUGGGGCGGCUGUAGCAACAAUAGCAGCUAUUGAUAUAUAUCAUUUUUUGAGUGAAAAUUCUUACUAAAAUAUCAUCAAAGAAGUACACACAUUUGGAUCUCCUAGAGUAGGAAAUGAAGCUUUUGCUGAAUAUUAUAACAAGUUAAUACCACAAACUGUAAGAGUAGUGAACAAUUAAGAUAUAGUUCCUCAUCUUCCUCCUAACAAGAUUGGAUAUUAUCAUGUAGGAACAGAAAUAUGGCUUGAUAAAGAAUUUAAUCAGUAGAAAGACUGUUAACCCUUUAUUGAAGAUGAUAACUGCUCAAAAUCAGUAAAGUCAAUUGUUUCAUAUAGCUUUUUUGAUCAUGUGAACUACUUAGGAAACGAUACAGGCUGUAAAGCUCCUUUUAGCUAAGUUAUCUGCUAUUUAGAAUCAGGUAUAGAGGAAGGUUGUGUUGAUCAAGACUUAGAAGAAGUGAUUUUAAAAGCUAGAAAUAAUAAAAUGAGAUUAUUGUUUUUAACAGAAGAAUUUUUAUAAAACUGA
Tetrahymena thermophila SB210 is the source of this 984-nucleotide messenger RNA. Its product is annotated as lipase family protein. The record is from RefSeq and is a predicted model, not a curated record. The transcript has a single exon. Gene Ontology annotation, biological process: lipid metabolic process. NCBI's taxonomy places the organism in Eukaryota, Ciliophora, Oligohymenophorea, Hymenostomatida, Tetrahymenidae.